Anthonomus grandis grandis is the source of this 903-nucleotide messenger RNA. RefSeq lists its product as uncharacterized. The record is from RefSeq and is a predicted model, not a curated record. Bases 281 to 682 code for a protein of 133 amino acids. The transcript has 3 exons. NCBI's taxonomy places the organism in Eukaryota, Metazoa, Arthropoda, Insecta, Coleoptera, Curculionidae.
GGUUGCGUUGUAGUGCGAACGGAUUUUAGGUUAUCAAGCGCGUUAAGGUGUAUAGUUAAUGCGCCUGGGAAGAUUAAUAAAAAAAAAAAGAUAAAAUUUAUAUCCGCUUUAUUAGUGAAAUAAUGCGCCUACUAAAGAUAACAGUUUAUUAGUGUAUGGGUUGCUGGUGUGGGCAAAACAGACCAAGCGUGUAUAAAUAGUAUAAAGCCGAGAAUAUUCAGCGGGUUAAGCGAAAUUCGACAGUUUUUCGAUCGGUUUACCUGGACGAGGGUCGCCUGUCAUGGCAGGAAAGAAAAGUCAACAAGUCAUCAGUCUGGUGGAUUUCGUUAUAUUGCAGUUCUUCUACGCGUUUCAGACCAUUUACGAGGGAUUUACAUCGAUUUUAAAAUGGGAUUUCUGGCAAAAAGAUAUAAAAGCAAUCGAUCCCCCCGAACCAACAACCGCCACGACCAAACGUCACUUCAUCCAGUUAUACAAACCGGAUCCCCAAGAAGGGGCCGAGCAGCCCCAAUGUUACAUCAACGUAAUCGAGUUCGAUAAUUCGCGGCAAGAAGAAGAGAUCAGGAAGAGGAAGCGAUCGUACGAUUUCCCUAUGAACAGGGGGGCGGAGUACCAGAGACAUCAGAGGACACGUAGCGAGAACGAGAUCCAACGGUUUUAUUGCAGCAACUUGAGGUAUUAAGUUAAGGGUUUUUUUUACUGUGAAAAUCUUGUUAAUAAAACAGCUUUCUGUGAUAUUACCUCUAGGAGACAAUUAUCUGCGUCGACUAUAUACGAUAAUAAUAAUAAUAAUGUUAAGAUAUCGACUGUAAAUUAAGUUUUGUGAUACGUUUUGUCAUAUGUUUAAUGGGUAUUUACUUAAAAGUAUUUUUUGUAGUUUAUAUAUUAAAUGUAGAAGUAGGA